Messenger RNA from Penicillium cataractarum, 960 nucleotides. Its product is annotated as TatD family hydrolase. Gene Ontology annotation, molecular function: 3'-5'-DNA exonuclease activity. Bases 1 to 960 code for a protein of 319 amino acids. NCBI's taxonomy places the organism in Eukaryota, Fungi, Ascomycota, Eurotiomycetes, Eurotiales, Aspergillaceae. The transcript is spliced from 3 exons. Gene Ontology annotation, cellular component: cytosol. The record is from RefSeq and is a predicted model, not a curated record.
AUGGUGAAUGCAAUGACACAAAAAUCAGUCAAAAAGUAUUUUGAUGUUGCCGUCACUUUCACUGCCGACCAGUUUUGUGGUAUAUAUCGAGAGGGCAAACAAUACCACUCGCCCGACUAUGAGGAAGUCUUGAAGAGAGCAAAAGAAUAUGAUUGUGAAAGGGUCUUAUUGACUACCAUGUCAAGUAGCGAUGCGGAGAAAAACCUCGAGCUCGUGAGAAAAUUCCCCGAUAUGUGCAAAAUGACGCUUGGGGUGCAUCCAUACCAUGUGGCUGAGAUAUAUGACGGAAAUGGUUCCGACGAUAGCUCAAACUCGUACCUUGAAUCGCUGCAAAAGAUGGGAGAAGCCCUCCUGGCGGAGCAAAAUUCGCCGCUCGCAGCAUUCGGCGAGAUUGGCCUCGAUUAUGUCUAUCUUGAUCGCGCAGAUAAAGAAACUCAACAACGAGCGUUUCGAGAUCAAUUGGAACUGGCCACGAAACUCCAGCUUCCUCUUUUCUUGCAUGUGCGCGAAUCCACAGAAGACUUUAUCUCUAUCAUCAAACCUUACCUUUCACAAUUGCCUCGGCGUGGCUUGGUUCACUCCUUCGCUGGUUCUAAGGAUGAAAUGCUCCAACUUGUGGAGCUAGGUCUUGAUGUUAGUGUGAAUGGUAUAUCAUUUCGCACAGAAGAACAACUGGAGAUGGUCAAGCAUAUCCCCUUGGAAAGAUUGCAACUUGAAACGGAUGCUCCCUGGUGUGAAAUCUUGGGCACGGAUCCGAAAAUUGCGCCUUAUUUGGCAUCAGCAAGACCCUUACCACCCAGUCGAAAGCCUAACAAGUUUGUACUCGGGCAAAUGGUCAAAGCUCGUAAUGAAAGCUGCACCAUGGAACGAGUCGGUCUUGUAGUUGCGGGUCUCAAAGGGGCUACCAUUGAUCAAAUUGCGGAGACAGCUUGGAAUAAUAGUUGUCGCAUGUUUUGGUAA